Molecule: messenger RNA, 1047 nt
Organism: Leptonychotes weddellii (Weddell seal)
Lineage: Eukaryota; Metazoa; Chordata; Mammalia; Carnivora; Phocidae
Source: RefSeq, a predicted model, not a curated record
GAGCCGGGCUCCGCCUUCCUGCAGCUGGGCGUGUCCCUGGAGCAGCAGCUGCAGGUGCUGUUCAAGGUGCUGGAGGAGUACGACUGGAGCGCGUUCGCCGUGAUCACCAGCCUGCACCCGGGGCACGCGCUCUUCCUGGACGGGGUGCGCGCCGUCGCCGACGCCAGCUACCUGAGCUGGCGGCUGCUGGACGUGCUCACGCUGGAGCUGGGCCCGGGCGGGCAGCGCGCGCACAUCCAGCACCUGCUGCGCCAGGUCGACGCCCCGGUGCUGGUGGCCUACUGCUCGCGCGAGGAGGCCGAGGUGCUUUUCGCCGAGGCGGCGCAGGCCGGUCUGGUGGGGCCCGGACACGUGUGGCUGGUGCCCAGCCUGGCGCUGGGCAGCACCGACACGCCCCCCGCCGCCUUCCCCGUGGGCCUCAUCAGCGUCGUCACCGAGAGCUGGCGCCUCAGCCUCCGCCAGAAGGUCCGCGACGGCGUGGCCAUCCUGGCCCUGGGCGCCCACGGCUAUCAGCGGCAGCAUGGUGCCCUGCCCUCGCCGGCUGGGGACUGCCGUGGCCACCCCGGGCCUGUCAGCCCCGCCCAGGAGGCCUUCUACAGGCACCUACUGAAUGUCACCUGGGAGGGCCGAGACUUCUCCUUCAGCCCUGGUGGGUACCUGGUCCAGCCCACCAUGGUUGUGAUCGCCCUCAACCGUCACCGCCUCUGGGAGAUGGUGGGGCGCUGGGACCACGGCGUCCUCCACAUGAAGUACCCGGUGUGGCCUCGCUAUGGUGCGUCUCUACAGCCUGUUAUGGACAGCCGGCACGUGACGGUGGCCACGCUCGAAGAGCGGCCCUUUGUCAUCGUGGAGAGCCCCGACCCCGGCACGGGCGGCUGCGUGCCCAACACCGUGCCUUGCCGCAGGCAGAACAACCACACCUUCAGGUUCCUGACGGUGGCAAAUCCAGGGGCAGCGUCCAUGCGUGUCCUACUGGAAUUGUGCUCUGGGGCAGCCGGCGGUGUUCCCGAGAGUCCCCACAUCCUGUCAAGUCACUGCGGCUGCUGA